AUGUAUGGUCUGGGCGUCCAGCCCUACUUCCACUCUUCAUUCAACCGCUUCGACUGUGUGGUCAUCGUGGGCAGUAUCUUCGAGGUGGUGUGGGCCCUCAUCAAACCAGGAACAUCAUUUGGGAUCAGUGUGUUACGAGCUCUGAGACUGCUCCGCAUCUUCAAGGUUACCAAAUACUGGGCUCCUCUUCGAAACCUGGUAGUUUCUCUGCUGAACUCCAUGAAGUCCAUCGUCAGUUUGCUCUUCCUCCUCUUUCUCUUCAUCGUGGUCUUUGCCUUGUUGGGGAUGCAGCUGUUUGGAGGACAAUUCAACUUUGAGGACGGGACACCAUCGACUAAUUUUGACACUUUUGCAGCAGCUAUCAUGACAGUGUUUCAGAUCCUGACAGGAGAGGACUGGAACGCGGUGAUGUAUGACGGCAUCAAGUCCCAGGGAGGAGUCAAUGACAAAGGGAUGAUCUUCUCCAUCUUCUUCAUCGUCCUCACACUAUUUGGCAACUACACACUGCUGAACGUCUUCUUGGCCAUCGCUGUCGACAAUCUGGCAAACGCUCAGGAGCUCACAAAGGACGAGGAGGAACAAGAGGAAGCAGCCAAUCAGAAAACAGCUAUGCAGAAGGCUAAAGAAGUGGCAGAAGUCAGCCCGCUCUCCGCAGCAAACCUGUCUAUUGCAGCUAAGGAGCAGCAGAAGAACCACAUCAAGGGCAACAUGUCGGUGUGGGAGCAGAGAACGAGUGAGAUCCGGCGGCAGAACCUGAUGACGAGCCGAGAGGCUCUCUACAACGAGCUGGAGCAGGAAGACUGGAAGGUCGAAGGGGAGGGAGACGAGGUACCGUAUCCACGGAAAGGACAUGGUGAUAUGAAGACCCACCUGGACAGGCCGCUGGUGGUCAACCCGCAGGACAACCGCAACAACAACACCAACAAAACACAGCCAGGUGAGCUGCCUCUGGACCUGGAGUACCAGCGACAGGACAUUGACCACAACCGUCGAGCAGCCCACCACUACCACCACCACCGUCAUCACCACCAGAGAGCUGCUGGGACGGACGUUGGUGAAGGAGUCCAGGUGGAGACCCACAUGGAGCAUGGUUUAAGCUGCACGUCUUUAGGUAAUGUUGAGAGCCAGCAGGGGGAGGAGAGGCACAGCCAUAAGAGCCAUCGGGGCCACCGGCACAGAAACCGGGAAGGCCGGGAGACUCGCAGCGUGUCUCCUCACCAUCAGAGUGCAGAGGGAGAGUGGAAGCAUGAACACAGAAGGUCCAGGCAGCACCGCAGGGCAGCCAAGGAAGGGGAGGAGGGCAGGAGACACAGGUCUAAGGGAACAGAGGGAGAAGGGGAGAAAGGCGAGGAAGGAGAGGGACGGAAGAUGAGACGGCAUCACCAAAGCAGCCAUGACAAGAGCAGAGGGCAUCGCAGCAGAAAGGAGCACCACAGCACCUGUCCCAGCCUCUCCACCACGAGGCCCAUACAGCAGUACAAUGAGGACCUGGACAACUUCCGCAACAACAGCAAGCUGGCCAUCGCCUACGAGCACCCAUACACCCUCCCGCCGGAUCACCCUGACCAUCCCGACCACGUCAACAACCUGCUUAACUGUCGUGACGCUGACACCCACACCCUGCUCCACAGCAUGGACAGCCUGAUCCUUACCAGCAUGGCCAAACCCGAUUACACUAAGAUAGACAUGCCGCCCGUCUACCCAUACCCCUCCACCAACGCCAUCCUGCAAGUAAACAAGAACGCCAACACUGACCAGAAGAAGAGCGAGGAGAAGAAAGAGGAGGAGGACGAGGGUGGAGAUGAAGACGGCCCCAAACCCAUGCCUCCUUACAGCUCCUGCUUUAUAAUGUCUACCACAAACCCGUUUCGAAAGUGCUGUCAUUACAUCCUGACUCUGAAGUAUUUUGAGUUCAGCAUCUUGUCCGUCAUCGCUAUGAGCAGCAUAGCGCUCGCUGCAGAGGACCCUGUCUGGCCUGAAUCACCUCGCAACAAUGUGCUGCGGUAUUUUGACUACGUUUUCACAGGCGUCUUCACAUUUGAAAUGUUGAUCAAGAUGGUGGUGCUUGGCUUGUUCCUCCACCAGGGCUCCUACUUUCGCGACUUGUGGAACAUUCUGGACUUUAUAGUGGUUAGUGGUGCUCUGGUGGCCUUCGCCUUCACGGGGAGCAGCAAGGGAAAAGACAUUAGCACGAUCAAGUCCCUUCGUGUGCUGAGGGUGCUGCGUCCUCUUAAGACCAUCAAACGACUCCCCAAAUUAAAGGCUGUGUUUGACUGUGUGGUCAACUCUCUGAAGAAUGUGCUGAACAUCUUGAUCGUGUACAUGCUCUUCAUGUUCAUCUUCGCUGUGGUGGCCGUGCAGCUCUUUAAGGGCAGAUUCUUCUACUGCACGGACGAAUCCAAAGAGUUUGAGCGCGACUGCAGGGGCGAGUAUUUGGAUUAUGAAAAGGAUGAGGUCAAAGCUCUGAAGCGGGAGUGGAAGAAGUACGAUUUUCACUACGACAACGUGGCUUGGGCCCUGCUCACCCUCUUCACUGUCUCCACUGGAGAGGGGUGGCCGCAGGUGUUAAAACACUCAGUGGACUCCACCUAUGAGAAUCAGGGCCCUAGCCCAGGUUACCGGAUGGAAAUGUCCAUCUUUUACGUGGUGUACUUCGUUGUCUUUCCCUUCUUCUUCGUAAACAUCUUUGUGGCCCUCAUCAUCAUCACCUUCCAGGAACAGGGGGAUAAAAUGAUGGAGGACUACAGCUUAGAAAAGAAUGAGAGGGCGUGUAUAGAUUUCGCCAUUAACGCCAGGCCUCUGACUCGCCAUAUGCCGAAGAAUAAACUUAGCUUCCAGUAUCGCAUGUGGCAGUUUGUGGUGUCCCCCCCCUUCGAGUACAGCAUCAUGGCUUUAAUCGCGCUCAACACCAUUGUCCUCAUGAUGAAGUUUGACGGUGCAUCAACUACCUAUGAUGAAGUCUUGAAGAACCUUAACAUCGUGUUUACCACAUUCUUCUUCAUGGAAUCAAUCCUGAAGAUCAUCGCUUUCGGCCCUCUGAAUUACUUCAGAGAUGCCUGGAACAUUUUUGAUUUUGUGUCCGUCCUUGGAAGUAUCACUGACAUUUUAGUGACAGAACUAGGGAACAACUUCAUCAACUUGAGCUUCCUGAGGCUGUUCAGAGCAGCUCGCCUCAUCAAGCUCCUGAGACAGGGAGAAACCAUCCGCAUCUUACUGUGGACCUUUGUCCAGUCCUUCAAGGCCCUGCCAUACGUGUGCCUGCUCAUUGCCAUGCUCUUCUUCAUCUAUGCCAUCAUCGGCAUGCAGUUGUUUGGGAAUCUGGCACUGGAUGAGGAGAGAAAGACUGCAAUCAACGAUCUCAACAACUUCAGAACCUUCAUCAUGGCCCUCAUGCUGCUGUUCAGGAGCGCUACUGGUGAGGCAUGGCAUGAUAUCAUGUUGGCCUGCCUGGGAGGUAAAAAAUGCGACCCGAUAACAGGAAACACGGAACCUGAAUGUGGCAGCACCUUCGCCUACACCUACUUUGUCUCCUUCAUCUUCCUCUGCUCUUUCCUGAUGCUGAAUCUGUUCGUGGCUGUCAUCAUGGACAACUUUGAGUACCUGACCAGAGACUCGUCGAUCCUGGGGCCGCAUCACCUGGAUGAGUAUGUAAGGAUAUGGGCCGAGUACGACCCUGCAGCCUGCCCUAAAUGGGGCAAAGGCUCAGCAGAAGUGUAA
This is a messenger RNA of Labrus bergylta (ballan wrasse), 3717 nucleotides long. Lineage: Eukaryota; Metazoa; Chordata; Actinopteri; Labriformes; Labridae. The record is from RefSeq and is a predicted model, not a curated record.